Molecule: messenger RNA, 1448 nt
Organism: Betta splendens (Siamese fighting fish)
Lineage: Eukaryota; Metazoa; Chordata; Actinopteri; Anabantiformes; Osphronemidae
Gene: dnase1
Product: deoxyribonuclease I
Exons: 9
Coding region: 187-1023 (278 amino acids)
Biological process (GO): DNA catabolic process
Cellular component (GO): nucleus
Molecular function (GO): DNA nuclease activity
Source: RefSeq, a predicted model, not a curated record
ACAACUCAUGUCGUCUCUUUAACCCAGGUCACAUGCGCUUGCAGGUAAACAAAACUCCUCACAAAAGGGACGCCAUCAGGGGUUCUGCUCAUAGGAGUCAUUGGACCUUGAGGGAUUCAGACAGACAAGCCUCUGUGCUGUACCUACAACGAGCCUACUUGUUUUCCUCAGACUCACGGAAACAGGAUGCGUCUGGUGUGGGACUUUUGCGUCUUCUUGAGCCUGCUGCCAUCGUCUGCCUCUCUGCUGCUGGGCUCCUUCAACAUCAGAGCAUUUGGCAUAAAGAAAGCCUCCAACACCACUCUGAUGGACAUCGUCAGCACGAUUGUCCAUCGCUAUGACAUCAUUCUAAUCCAGGAGGUUAGAGACAGUGAUCUGACAGCAACCCAGAAACUCAUGGAGCACGUCAACAAGGAUUCUCAGUUCAGAUAUGACCACAUCGUCAGUGAACCUCUGGGUCGCAACACGUACAAGGAGAGAUAUCUCUUCCUCUACAGGGAACAGAUGGUGUCUGUGGUUCAGAGCUACAUUUACGACGACGGCUGCGAGUCCUGUGGGACGGACACUUUCAGCAGAGAGCCAUUUGUUGUCAUGUUCUCCUCUACAAAUACUGCUGUGAAGAACUUUGCUCUGAUCCCCCAGCACACGGCUCCAGAGGACGCUGUGAAGGAAGUGAACGCUCUCUAUGAUGUGGUGGCUGACGUCCGCACUCGCUGGAGCACUAAUAACAUUGUGCUGCUGGGUGACUUCAACGCAGGCUGCGCAUAUAUAAAAGACUCCGAAUGGCAGCAGAUCCGUCUCUUCACAGACAAGAGCUUCCACUGGCUGAUCCCAAACGAAGCGGACACUACAGUGGGAGACACUAAAUGUCCCUACGACAGGAUUGUGGUCACUUCUGAUAUGAUGAAAGGAGUUCAGCAAAGCAGUGCUAAGGUUUACAACUACAUGAUUGAGCUGAGUCUUAGCCAGAAUCUGGCACUGGAUGUCAGUGACCAUUUCCCUGUCGAAGUGAAGCUGACCUGAAUCACAAAUCUGGCGGCUUCUCUCCAGUUGAAAGAUGAUGAUGAAAUGAUGUUCAGAGAACCUCACUAACCACAAACCCAUGAAUUACAAAAGUAAUUAAAAAUGAGGCAUAGAAAAAUAGUGUCUAGUCACAGAUAAUAAAUAGUGACAAAACUCACUGGUGGAAGCCCUAAAACUGUCAAAGCUACAACUCUUUAGUUGAAUGUGCAAAUUAGAAGUGUACAUUCAUUUUGAAAAGAAAACGUAGAAUAAAAAAUAAAAAAUAAAUCAAUGAAUCAUCUGUUUAUUCAUCAAUGUAGGCUGAAAAAGGCAUAAUCUACUGUGGGCUAUUCAAAUACAUUUUCAUUAGCUGUUAUGUUUGUGAAGAUACACUUUGGAUUUCCCCACAUGCCGGUAGCAAAAGACAAAAAGAAAUAUUAACACAG